This is a messenger RNA of Egretta garzetta (little egret), 1282 nucleotides long. RefSeq names its product thioredoxin interacting protein (gene TXNIP). The transcript is spliced from 6 exons. The annotation marks the transcript as partial. Gene Ontology annotation, molecular function: ubiquitin protein ligase binding. Gene Ontology annotation, cellular component: cytoplasm. The record is from RefSeq and is a predicted model, not a curated record. Gene Ontology annotation, biological process: protein transport. Lineage: Eukaryota; Metazoa; Chordata; Aves; Pelecaniformes; Ardeidae.
CAGAAGAGGAGAAAAAUCACUUGAGGGGGGAAAAAAAAAAAAAAAAACCCCCACCAAAACCCGUAGUUCUGCCCCCCUCGCUACUUUCUGGAGACCCCCACGCUCCCCUCAGCCAUGGUGAUGUUCAAGAAGGUGAAGACCUUCCUGAUGGCCUUCAGCGAGCCUGAGAAGGUCUACUGCAGCGGGGAGAAGGUGGCCGGGCGCGUGUUGGUGGAGGUGGCCGAGGUCACUCGCGUCAACGCCGUCAAGGUGCUGGCCUGCGGGGUGGCCAGGGUCAACUGGGCCAAGGGCCCCCAGCAGUGCAGGCAGGAGAUGGAGUACCUGCGCUUCGAGGACGUCCUCACCCUGGAGGAGCAGCCCACUGAUGGGGACGGCUCCGUAAUCCUCAGACCUGGAAACAAAUACGAGUACAAAUUCGGAUUCGAGCUUCCCCAGGGGCCGCUGGGUACCACCUUCAAGGGAAAGUACGGCUGCGUUGAUUACUGGGUGAAGGCUUUCCUGGAGCGCCCGUCCUUUCCCACCCAGGAGAUCAAGCAGCGCUUCGAGGUGAUGGAUCCUGUCGACGUGAACACGCCGGAAUUGCUGUCCCCGGUUGCUGCCAAGAAGGAGAAGAAGGUGUCCUGUAUGUUCAUCCCCGACGGACGCGUGUCGGUCAGCGCUCAGAUCGACAGGAAAGGCUUUUGCGAAGGCGACGAGAUCUGCAUCAAUGCCGACUUCGAGAACACUUGCUCCCGCAUCGUGGUGCCCAAGGCGGCCAUCGUCUCCAAGCACACCUACCUGGCCAACGGGCAGACCAAGGUCUUCACCCAGAAGCUCUCCUGCGUCCGAGGCAACCACAUCAUCUCGGGCAUGUCCGAGUCCUGGCGUGGCAAAACCAUCCGCGUCAAGAAGCUCAAGCCCUCCAUCCUGGGCUGCAACAUCCUGCGCGUGGAGUACUUCCUGCAGGUGAGCGGCGCCCGGCGCCGGCACCCCUCCUCCCGCCCUCCCUGGCUACGCUUCGCCCCCCCCUCCUCGUUCCCGACAUCCCCUAAAACUCCGCUUUGGGGCGCGGUGGCCGCCGCGAGGGGUCCUGGGUGGGCACCGCUGUGAGCUCCCCUCCAGUUUGGGGGGGUUUUGUCCCCCCCGUGCUACCUGGACAUCGUCCCUGAAGACCACCGCCUGGAGAGCCCCACCACGCCCCUCCUGGACGACACCGACAGCUUCGACAGCCCCAUCUUCAUGUACGCCCCCGAGUUCAAGUUCAUGCCGCCGCCCACCUACACGGAGGUGAGGAGCGGGGGGA